Mizuhopecten yessoensis (Yesso scallop) is the source of this 1485-nucleotide messenger RNA. RefSeq lists its product as uncharacterized. The record is from RefSeq and is a predicted model, not a curated record. The transcript has 3 exons. Lineage: Eukaryota; Metazoa; Mollusca; Bivalvia; Pectinida; Pectinidae. The coding region runs from base 1 to 1485 and encodes 494 amino acids.
AUGAUCUUGUAUGCUCUCAUAGACGAUCAGAGCAACCGGUCCUUAGCAACACCCACGUUGUUAGAUAACUUCAAGGAAACGUGCAGUUUUGAAAGGUGUGAAUACAACCUGUCUGUAAAAGAAACCAUCAGGACUGACAAGCUGUUCCAGAAAACAAAGAACGAUGAGGAAGUAGGUUGGUCCAUAGAGGACAGACAAUUCAUCGAGUUGAUGGAUAAGGAGUGCUAUCGAGAUGGUCCCAACUUAACUAACGACCUCCUUCGCAUACUUUGGCGCUUCAGAGAAAACAAGUUCGCAGCAGCUGCAGAUAUAGAACAAAUGUUCUACUCGUUUCAUGUGAAGGAGGAACAUCGGGAAUUCUUACGCUUCCUUUGGUAUCGGAACAACGACACUAAUAUGGAGCUGAUAGAGUGUCGGAUGAAGGCUCGUGUCUUCGGCAACAGUCCUUCUCCAGCUGUCGCAGCCUAUGGCCUAAGGAAGAGCGUAGAAAGUGAUGAUGUUGAUACAGAUGUGAAAGACUUCGUGAACCGAAACUUCUAUGUUGAUGACGGAUUGAUAUCCUCAACUUCAGAAACAGAAGCGAUCAGUCUCCUGCAAAGGACUCAAACAACUCUGCAGAAUGGUGGGAACUUGAGACUACACAAGUUUAUCUCAUACAGUCCAACUGUUAUGAGUGCAUUUCCAGCGAAAGAUCUGAAUAAGGAGGUAAAGACACUUCAACUAGACAAGGAUGACCUCCCAACCCACAGAAGCUUAGGUCUUCUUUGGGAUUUGAGCACUGAUAACUUCCUGUUUGACACUCAGCUUCGAGAGAGUCAACAUACACGUCGUGGAAUCUUAUCAGUGUUAAAAAGUAUUUAUGACCCUCUUGGUUUCGCUGCUCCAUUCACUAUUCGAGGAAAAGUGUUGAUGAGGGACAUAACCAAAGGAUAUGGAUUGGAUGAUCCGCUUGAAAAUAAUGCUGUGGAAAAGUGGAAGGCUUUCCAGAAGUCUCUUGCUACUCUGCACGAGUUGGCAAUACCGCGGAUGAUUGUACCAUUGUCGUUGAGCCAUGGCACUGAUACAAAGCUUCACGUGUACUGUGAUGCCUCUGAACAAGCUGUAUGUGUGGUAGCUUACCUGAACACACAAGAUGAGAAAGGAAACCAGCAUAUUGGAUUUGCUCUGGGAAAAGCUAAGGUGGCCCCAACUCAUGGGCAUACCAUCCCAAGAUUGGAGCUGUGCGCAGCCGUACUGGGAACAGAAGUGGCACAGACAGUACAGCGAAAUUUGAACAUAGAUUUAAAAUCAACUUGCUAUUACUCAGACAGCAAGGUUGUGUUAGGGUACAUCUACAACAAGACCAAACGUUUCCACAACUACGUCGCCAAUCGAAUACAGAGAAUCCUAGAGGUAUCGGAUAGCGAUCAGUGGCGUUACAUUUCAACAAGCGACAAUCCUGUAGAUUAUGGAACUAGAGGCUUGCUUACAGCAGAGGACAUUUAA